This is a messenger RNA of Daphnia pulex (common water flea), 8758 nucleotides long. It is a transcript of the gene DNApol-theta, whose product is annotated as DNA polymerase theta-like. Bases 424 to 5769 code for a protein of 1781 amino acids. Lineage: Eukaryota; Metazoa; Arthropoda; Branchiopoda; Diplostraca; Daphniidae. The transcript has 10 exons. The record is from RefSeq and is a predicted model, not a curated record. Gene Ontology annotation, biological process: DNA-templated DNA replication; double-strand break repair via alternative nonhomologous end joining. Gene Ontology annotation, molecular function: DNA-directed DNA polymerase activity; ATP binding; DNA binding.
UUUGCUUUUUGGACCUUGUCGUGGGGCGUCGGACCUGGGAAUAAUUCGAUGUGGCAACUCUGUUAAAUUUGCAGCCGAUUCUUUUCAGUUGGCAUUCAAUUUCCAAAGUGUUGUUUUUGUUCAAACGGGGAAACGGGAGAAGUCGACUAAUAUCUCAAUUAUUAGACUAUUUGGUGUUAGGUUUGAGGGUUUGAGGCCUUGAAUGAAACAAGCAUUUCACGACAUUUCUGUUUACAUUUUAUAAAUUUUAAAAUCUAUUUAUUUUGAUAUCAACCUAAAUUUUGGGUCAACCGGUCAACCUAAAAAAUACUUUUUGACUGUAGUUUGUGUGUUAUAUUUUAGUCGUAAUUAUCAAAAAGUUUGAAUUCUAUUAUUUUGAAUGACUUCCUUACGGUCUGUCCUUCAAAGUAAAAGCUAAACAAAAUGUCGAUGAAUUUAAGCUGGGGAGCCUCCCUUGGGUCACAGUUGUUGGCAGAAAUCAGUUUAUUAGAAGCGAAUGCUCAAGUUAAUAAUGAAAAUCAAGAAACUUCUGCUAAUUUACAAACUGAUAGGACCUCGAUAGUUGCAAGCUCAAGCCAUUCAUCAACUGUUCACGAAAAAAGUUCUUUGAUAAAUGCAUCUGUUUCUUUAGAUUUGAAUUCUCACAGUCAACGCUCAAGGCUUUCAACUAACACCAAUGCAAGUUGUUCUGCAUCUAUUGCUGGGCUCUUAGGUUCAAAACCAUCUGAAAUCAAGUCAGGAACUUCAUCAGUUUUGGAUAAAAAAACAAACUCUCUUUCAGCAUCGGUGCACUCAUCACCCCUCUCAUGUUCAACACCUGUGGCUAAUUCAGCAGCAAGUCUUCGUAAAGCCAGUUUGCGUUCCAGUUCUAUCUUAAAGCUCCACUUGCAAAAUUGGGGUUUACCUUCUGCUGUUGUACAGAAAUAUGCUGAAAAGAAAAUUACCACUUUAUUUCCCUGGCAAGUUGAUUGUCUUCAGACAGGAAAAGUAUUGGUUGGAAGCAACUUGAUUUACAGUGCACCUACGUCAUCUGGCAAAACCCUGGUUUCUGAAUUGCUGAUGUUGAAAACAGUGGUUGAUUUAAAAAAGAAGGCAUUAUACAUUUUACCUUUCGUAGCUGUUGCAAGAGAAAAAACCCGUUUUUUGAAAAGCGUCACGGAAGACGUUGGUAUUCGAGUGGAGAGCUUUGCUGGAUCCAGUAAUCCACCUGGGGGACUCAAAAACUGUGAUAUAGCUAUUUGCACCAUCGAAAAGGCAAAUAGUCUCGUUAAUAGACUAAUUGAAGAUGGUUCCCUUGACCAGUUGGGUAUUGUUGUGGUAGACGAGCUUCACAUCAUUGGAGACUCUCAUCGUGGAUAUCUCCUAGAGUUACUGCUAACCAAAAUAUUGUAUGCCGCAACUCGUAGUGGAAGUCGCUCUCCCAUUCAAAUAGUUGGAAUGUCAGCCACCCUGCCAAGUCUUGAAAUUCUUGCCAAAUGGUUGCGUGCAGAUCUUUAUCAAACAAACUUCAGACCCAUCGCAUUAAAAGAACACAUCAAAAUCGGUACAGACAUUUGCCACCCGGACUUUCGAUUAAUCAGAAAGAUUGAUCCGGCUCGUCUCGUCCCCAACGACAUCGAACAUUUGAUCUACUUGUGUCUUGAAACGAUGCUUGAUGGUCAUUCUGUUUUGAUCUUUUGCCCGACUAAAAAUUGGUGCGAGAAAAUGGCCCAGAACAUCAGCGGAGAAUUCUUCAAUCUCGGAUCCAAUGCAACAUCUGAUUACGGCGCCAUCCUCCGCAAACAACUGAAAGGAGAUUUAUUAGCACAAGUACUUGAACGCUUGAAGGCAACACCUGCCGGACUAGAUCCGGUACUGGGUCAAACGAUUCGCUUUGGUGUGGCUUUCCAUCACGCCGGUUUAACUACGGAAGAAAGAGAAAAUAUCGAAGGAGCCUUCCGGCAUGGCGUUAUUCGAGUAUUGAUUGCUACAUCCACCCUUUCUUCUGGUGUCAACUUGCCUGCCCGUCGAGUCAUCAUUCGUACCCCUAUAUUUCACGGAACGGUGAUGGAUUCACUAGUUUACCGACAGAUGAUUGGACGAGCUGGUCGCUUCGGUGUAGACACAGACGGUGAUAGUUACCUCAUCUGUCAACCUUCUGAAAAACAUCAAGUUCAACGAAUGUUCAACGCUGUACCUCCACCGUUAAAGAGUUGCCUACUCUUAGAUUCAACACCUUCUACUGACUUAUCCACGACUGUUACCUCCAGUAUGAAACGGGCCAUGUUAGAAGUUAUCGCUACAGGAUCAGCCUCAACAGAAGAGGAUUUGAAAUUGUAUGCUUCGUGCACACUGCUCGCAUUGUUAAAUGACGUGCCAGAUGAAGCGAUUCAAGCUUGUGUCGCUUGGUUAGUGAGCAACGAAUUUAUUCGCCGACAAAUAGUCGAUGAGGGCAAAGAACGCCUGACUCCUACUCAACUGGGGCUCGCCUGUUUAGCGUCGUCACUGUCACCGGACGAGAGCUUGGUUCUCCUUAACGAACUAAAAACGGCCAGGAGAGGACUAAUCCUAGAUAGUGAUCUUCAUCUCGUCUAUCAGAUUACUCCGACAUAUGUGUCAGACCAGAUGACGCAAAUUGACUGGCUUCAUUAUCUGACACUAUGGGAAGAAUUAAAUGAAAGCCAAAAACGCGUUGGAGAAGCGGUAGGAGUUGAAGAACGGUUUCUGAUUCGAGCUAUGAAAGGCACCGUCACUACAACGGCUCCUCGACAGUCAAGGCAAAUGGCCAUCCACCGACGAUUCUAUACGGCCCUUGCACUCCAUGAAUUAAUGAAUGAAGUCCGUCUAGCCAACGUGGCUCGAACCUACAAAAUGAACAAAGGAACUCUUCAAUCUUUGCAGCAACAAACGGCUACUUUUGCUGGUAUGGUGACCAUUUUUUGCCACCGACUCGGCUGGAACACGCUUUACGUUUUGUUAGAACACUUCCAGUCUCGCUUGCUGUUUGGUGUCCAACUUGAACUUUGCGAUUUGAUGCGGUUGCCAUCAAUGCUGUCUCAUACCGCAAGAUUACUUUAUGAUGCUGGCCUAACGAAUGUAUCUGCAGUGGCUACAGCAUCCCCCGAAAACAUCGAAGUCCUCUUGAAGAAUGCCUGCCCUUUUAAAAGCGCCAAGGAAACGGAAGAAGCUAAGAAACUGGGUGAAACCGACGUCGACGCUCGCGCGCUGGUAUCUGAAGCUCGGAAGAUUUUACAGCUGGAACUAGGAGUCAAAAUUCAAUGGAACGACAAAGUGAACAAUGAACCAGCUUUGCCUAAGCUGUCUCAAGACAAAUUAAGGACAUCACUUGUGCCUCUUGAUAUUCCGAAUUCAAUAGAAAAGAAUUUGUCGGCCAACUUAUCGGAUGUCGGAUGUCGGAAUUCCCCAAAAGCGUCGACGCCGAUCCUUAAGGAAUCACCUAUCCUUCGAAAUACCCUUACUCCUCCAGCCAAAAUUAAGUCCGCCAUGAAGGAGAAUUUGAAGCCGGCAAAUAUUACCCCUGACAUGUUUGCCGAGUCAUCAAUAGAUUCUUCGCAAUCGUUUGCAGAGUCUCUACAUCGAUCACCAAAAAAUCAAGGAGUAAUUCAGAUACCGCCCCGCACUCCGUUAACUAAAGCCGCCGGAAUUCUAGAGAGUCUUAGGCUAUCGGACGAUGAAUUGUUCGAUACGAUACGUACUCCACCCUUUUCUGCUUGCGCAGAGAAACUAGCACCUGUAACGGAAAAGCCAUUUCCGAAAUGCUCCAAACGACGCGUGUCUGUUGAAGACGUAUCUUUCCUAGAAGCCACUCCACCAAAUCAGCACUCUAUCGGCAAACUAGUAACCAAAAAAUGCAAAUUCUCUACACCAGCAGCUUCCCUUCUUCAACCUAAGAUAGAGGUUCAAUCCCCGCUCGCCUUAUCGUUCUCUUCUGAUGAUAGUUCCAUCAUUCCUUCAAGCAUGCCAAUGUCAAAAUUUAAGAUUGAUGAAAUCACAACAAGUUCCCGUUUAGAGUUGUUCAUCAAAGAAUCCAUGAGGCAAAAUUGCUUGGCCAUCAACGUCUACAAAGAGAAGAAUUCCAUCUUGGGGGUAGCUGUUGCCUGGUCUUGUCAGUGUGUCAACUACAUCCAGCUCAGAGAGCGUUUCGAUUCCAAUCUGGAUUUAGCCAAGGUUUCUAAGUUGAAAUCUUGGAUAGAGGCUCUCAUUCGACUGAAGGUCGAGUUUAUUGUUUAUGACAUACGAUCAACCGCCAAUGAUCUUCGCCCAUUGUUCCAUCAUUUACUCAACGAGAUGCUGUUUCGUGAUGUCGAUCUCUGCCAAUGGCUUUUGGAGCCGUCCAACUCUUCCGUCAGCCUACAGAAGCUUAGUAAGAUGUACAGUCAACAAGGAUCACCUACUAAAAUGUAUAGAGGACGAGAAAAAAUCCUACACGAGUGUUGCGCUCUACUAGACAUCUUCCAUCAGCUAAAGCAACGCCUGAGUAAGGAGGAAUUAUUGCAACCUUUCGUUGACGUGGAGAUGCCAAUGGUGGCCACAAUGCUACGGAUGGAACAAAUUGGAAUCGCCUUCGAUCGUUCCAAUUGCGAAUUGAUUUUGCAGAUAUUGCGGAAUCAUUUGAAAAUGCUGGAGGAAGCCGCUCAUCGAUUAGCAGGGCGGUCGUUUUCGUUGAACAGCCCAAAAGAAGUAUCCAAAAUAGUCGCAUCUUUGAACCUCUGCAUCGAGGAAAAAAAUCCACAGUCUUUCAUCAAUCCGUUAAAAAAGAAGUUCCAGCCACUUUCCGUCAGUAAAGCAUCGCUGAUCAAAUUAGGUCGAGUUCAUCCAUUGCCGAGAGUGGUGGUAGAAUUUCGUAAAGUCAGCGCUAUUAUUCAAACCAUCAUCUGCCCCUUGCUACAAGCAUCCACAUUCCAUGUGAGUGGAGUGGAACGUAUAGCUGGAGAAUGCGAAUUCCGAAAUGCUACGGGUCGAGUUAAUAUUGUUCAACCGAAUUUACAACACAUUCCGAGGCCGUUUUCACUUUCUGAUGGCCGGAUGAUUAAUGUUAGAAGUGCCUUUCAUGCAGCUACAGGAACUACCUUGCUUUCUGCGGAUUACUCCCAGCUGGAACUACGAAUAUUAGCGCAUUUGAGUGAAGAUACCGGACUUUGUUCUAUUUUAAGUAAACCUAACGGAGAUGUUUUUCGCGGUAUCGUAUCAGUUUGGAAAAAGAAGAAACAGGAGGAUGUCACAGAUGAAGAAAGGCAACAGGCUAAACAAAUAUGCUACGGAAUUGUUUACGGAAUGGGUUGCAAAAGUUUAGCUGAACAAUUGGAAGUCAGCGAAGAAGAGGCUCAGCUCUUUGUUGAUUCUUUUCAUUCUACUUAUCCCAACAUUCAAAAGUUCAUAACGAACACAAUUAACAUGUGUCGGUCCAAAGGAUUUGUGAUAACGCUCCUCGGUCGAAGGCGGUUCUUACCAUCCAUCAACAGCAACAAUGCGGCUCAAAGAGCUCAAGCUGAACGACAAGCAGUAAACACGAAAAUUCAAGGUUCUGCAGCUGAUCUUGUGAAAACAGCUGUCAUUCUGCUAAAUCGUUCCUUAAAGGAAAAGCUAGCCGAUGUUAAUUUGGUCCACCAAAUACAUGACGAAUUGCUUUUCGAGAUACCAACUAACUGCGUAGAACGAGCCGCUCGCGUUGUUCGGCACUGUAUGGAGACAGCUAUUCCAAUGAAAAUUCGCAUACCAGUAGCAAUAAAAACUGGCAAAGCAUGGGGAACAAUGGAACCCUACACAUAGGCUACUAAUCAACUGUGAUUUCUUAUCUAAAUUUAUUGGCUUUGUCCCCCUUUUCUUUGUCUGAAAAUGACCCAAUCUUUCCUUUUGAAUACCCAGCUUUAAGUGCAUCCAUCGUAACCAAGGCCCACUUUAGCGAAAUUGGACAAGUAUUGCAUGCCUUAACUUGAUUUUCAUAUAUUUUUGAAUUAUUAAAAUUUUAUGGUGUUGGUGCUAUGCUUCAUACGAUCCUUAACUUUUUCUAUCCCUUACCCCUAGGACCGAGAACGACAUUAUAAUGAUUUGUAAUAAGAAACGCACUUUUAACAUAAUUUAAUUUCAGACAAACUAUUGAAAGAUCACAGGCGACAGAACAGUAAUACUGAGUUGACAGCAGCGAUUCAAUCGAAGUAGUCAUCAAUAUCAAUAUCCGGAUUUAAGAGAUUUUCUCCGUAUCGAGAUAUAUCCAGCUGGUUCAAAAUUAAGUUUUCGAAAGUUUCUUCCAUUUCCGUAUCUCCUAUGAGAACCGCUCCAUGAAGUUUACCAUCCUUUACAACUAAUUUCAGAUAUUCAACUCCUAGUAAAAACAAAGGAAUUUUUAUUUACAAAAUGGUUUUUAGUUGAUUUGUAAUGUAUACCUUUGGUCACGCGCACGAGUGCUUCAUAUUUCCCUCCCAAUUUCUGUCCAUUAAAAAGUCCAAGUAAGACGACACGGAAGCCGAAAAAACGCGUAACGUGAGUGAACAAUUCGAAGCUGAAGUCAAGCAAAGGAGGUUCUUCCUUCAAAAGAGAGGCGGUCAUACACAGCCCUGCGUAUGCUCCCAUUGGGCGCGCUUGAGACCACAAACGCAUCUGUAAGAAACCUUCCUGUUUAAUAUUUCUUCGUCCGUCAUAACGCGUGUGAACUCACCUGAAACCAGUGAAAAGCUACGUCCCAGUUAACUGUGCAAACAUCACCUGCAGCAUAGAUGUCUUGAAUAGAUGAUUCCAUUGAUUGGUUCACCAAUAUUCCUCCAUCUUUUCCAACUGCGAAAGGCUUACCUUCCUAAGAAUAAAAACAUUAACCAAACUUGUUGCAAUGGGAAUAAUCUUAAGUUACAAUUUACCUCGAUAUCCGGUAUGGAAGGAGAAACUCCAGUAGCACUUACUAUAAAGUCACAGCCAAAAACUUUUCCGUUAUUGAGGGUUACGUAAGCAGGCCACUCUUCAGUUCCCUGGAAAGUUGCUGGCUUUGUUACACUGACGUCUUUAAUAAAUGUUUGAUAUUCAAUGGUCACGUUUUUCUUUUCCAGGGCCCCGGUGAGUUCCAGACUUGCAUGCCAGUUUGGACCCAAAGCGCAACCUGGAAUACCUUUCUCAACGUCCGAGGAGACGUGGGCAGUAGUAUAUCGCAGCAUUUUAGCAUGUUGGUUUGGAGUUGGAUUUUUAUCCGUGUCGUCAGCACAGUGCAUGAGGAAUUCGGCAGCUCCACUAUCGACAAAAGCGGAUGCAAUGUACUUAUCACGGAUCACCCAGAUAACGUCAAUGUUUUUUAGUUCGUAAAUUAAUUCAGUUGCGAUUCCUCCGUUGCCGAGUACGCACACUCUUUUUGAUUUAGAUAGUUUAAGUUUCAAAUCAGCUGCUGAAUCGGUGUCUCUCAAUCCAAUGAUAAAGGGGCUGUCAAAAUCCACUACUUUAGGAACAGAGCCAGAGCAGAUGCAGAUUUUUCUGUAUCCAAAUGUUUCUCCAAGGGAACUUUUGAUUAUGUGCCUAGUAGUAUUUAUGUAAAUUUCACUGUUUAUCAAAAUAACUUCUUAAAAUAUUUACGAUUCUGGAUAUAUUUUAUCCAAUUUUGUUAUCACAACAGUGACAUUAGGAUAUCUCUUGUGAAAGUCAUUGACAGCCUCCUCCUGGAUUUGCAAUUCUUCAAUGUGGGUUGUUAAUUUUAAUCUUGUGGUUGCGACUCUCACGAAAGCGCUGGCGGAUAAGAGUAAUACACUAGACUGGGGCAAUCGAAGGCAUAUCUAAAAAACAAAGUUGGAGAUUCUAAUGAGCAGUAAAAUCUUUCAUAUUUCUUUUUGCACAUCAACCUGUUCGAUAGUCGAAAUUCCUGCUAUACCUCCACCCACCACCACGAAAUCAAAAACUUUUAUUUCAUCCAUAGUACAAUGAAUUAACUGUAUUUUUUGGCAACACUUUUAAUUUGAAACAACGUAAGUGAGGACGCAAAUGUAGCGGUUUGAAACGUUUGAAACGACAGCACUAGCAGACGAACAUUUUCAGUUUGUUUAUUGUUUUGGUAUAAAAAGUUGCUGUUUAGUCCAUCUCUUUCGCACUGUCUACGAACAGCUUCGAGUUUCGAGCUGUCUCGUUUGUCGUUUCUGUCAAUUGAUAUUCUGGUACUUUUCUUUUAUUGAACUUUGACAGAUAAUCAGUUUGAAUUCAACAUGGGCAGAGGAAGAGAAAAGAGCGUCUCGCCAUCGUCUCGAAGAAGACAACGCUCGAGGUCAAGAGAAAAAGUUCGCGAUAGAUCUCGUUCACGAGAUCGCAGUCGACGUGAUCGAGAUAGAGAACGUGGUAAGGUGGACAAGGAACGUGAAAGAGACAAAGAAAGGUCUAGGGAUAGAGACAGAGACCGUGAAAAGCCAAGCAAAUCAAGCCGUGAGCAUGAAAGAGACAGAGACCGAAGGAGAAGAUCUGCAAGCAAGGAAAGAAGAACCAAAAAAUCAAAGACAAGAAGCAGAUCAAGAUCCAGAGAGAAGCCUGCCAAAUUAGUCACCAGAAAACCAGUAACGUCAGAAGAAUUCAUUGAUCCAACUGAAGAAGAAGCUGAAAUGAUGAAGUUGAUGGGCUUUGGUACUUUUGAUACAACUAAAGGAAAACAUGUCCAAGGAAAUGAAGAGCCAAUGCACGGAACAGUUCAAGUUGUCCUCAAGCGAAAAUACCGACAGUAUAUGAAUAGGAAAGGAGGUUUUAAUCGACCAUUGGAUCCGAUCGCUUAAUUUGAAAAUGAAAUACACUUCUUUGUAAUAAU